AUGACUGCCACCGCGAGCUCCAUGGACAGGCAUGUUGCAGUAUUGGGGUUCCCCCCCCAUGCAGCUACCCUCUUAAAACUCCUGCGCAGAUUAGCAUCUGCCGCACCCACCACCAUCUUCUCCUUCUUCAACACUGCCAAAGCCAACAACUCCAUCUUCUCUCCUCAGAGUCCCCACGGCCUUCACAAUCUAAGAGUCUAUGAUGUGGCAGACGGCGUGCCUGAGGGUCAUGUGCUUUCAGCAAACCCUCUGGAACGCAUCGACCUGUUCUUCAAGGCGACGCCUGGGAACUUUUAUGAUGCCAUACAAGUGGCGGAGGCGGAGAUUGGAAGGAAGAUAAGUUGCUUGGUGAGUGAUGCCUUUUUGUGGUUUACUGCUGAUAUGGCUGAGGAAAUGCGGGUUCCCUGGUUGGCAAUUUGGACUAGUGCGCUCUGCUCACUCUCCGUUCACAUUUAUACUGAUGCUAUCCGGGAAGCGGUGAAGGUUGUGGGGCGGGUGCAAGACCAAACCCUUGAUUUCAUUCCAGGAUUCUCAGCAAUAAAGGUUGAAGACCUACCUGAAGGAAUAGUUUUCGGGGACAUAGAAUCUCCUUUUGCAUGCAUGUUGCAUAAAAUGGGGCUCACGCUGCCACGAGCAACCGCUGUUGCCACAAACUCCUUUGAAGAACUAGAGCCCAUUGUCACAAAUGAUCCCAAGUCGAAGCUCCAAAAAGUUCUUGCUGUUGGUCCUUUUGAUCUAUCUUCACCACCACAGUUGAUAUUGGACGCUAGUGGUUGCCUGCCAUGGUUAGACAAUAAAAAAGAAGCAUCAGUGGCAUAUGUUAGUUUUGGAAGCAUAGCAACACCACCACCCAACGAGAUUGUAGCAUUGGCAGAAGCCCUAGAAGCAACUGGGAUACCGUUUCUUUGGUCUCUUAGGGAACAUGCAAUGGACAAUUUACCAAAAGGAUUUCUAGAGAGGACGACUGCUCAUGGAAAAGUUGUUUCGUGGGCUCCUCAACCUCAAAUCUUAGCACAUGCCUCAGUUGGAGUGUUUAUUACUCAUAGUGGUUGGAACUCGGUGAUUGAGAGUAUAGUUGGUGGUGUGCCUAUGAUCUGUAGGCCAUUCUUUGGAGAUCAAUGUAUCGACAAGCGGAUGGUAGAGGAUGUAUGGGGGAUUGGUGUGGGAGUUGAGGGAGGGGUCCUCACGAAAAGUGGAGUAAUGAGUGCUCUAGGACUAAUUUUGUCCCAUGAAGGGAACAAAAUGAGAGAGAAAAUUAGAGUCCUGAAAGAGCUUGCUAGAAGGGCUGUUGAACCAAAUGGGAGCUCAACUCAAAAUUUAAGUAAUUUGUUGGAGGUAAUCACAACAUCUAAGUUACAUUUGGAUACCAAUAAGUAG
Messenger RNA from Vitis vinifera (wine grape), 1377 nucleotides. RefSeq names its product UDP-sugar flavonoid glycosyltransferase (gene VVGT6). Lineage: Eukaryota; Viridiplantae; Streptophyta; Magnoliopsida; Vitales; Vitaceae. The transcript is spliced from 2 exons. The record is from RefSeq and is marked provisional. Gene Ontology annotation, molecular function: UDP-glycosyltransferase activity. Bases 1 to 1377 code for a protein of 458 amino acids.